This is a messenger RNA of Myiozetetes cayanensis, 1275 nucleotides long. RefSeq names its product basic proline-rich protein-like. Bases 1 to 1275 code for a protein of 424 amino acids. The transcript is spliced from 2 exons. The record is from RefSeq and is a predicted model, not a curated record. NCBI's taxonomy places the organism in Eukaryota, Metazoa, Chordata, Aves, Passeriformes, Tyrannidae.
AUGGUAUCAAGGUCCUGCGUGACCCAGCAGGCACCUUCUAGACCAGACACCACAGCAAAGGGCUUCCCCAGAGGCACACUGAAGCCACACAAGGGCUCGCCUGUUCGCGGGACCUCCGGAGCACUGGGGGCUGCCUGGGCUUUGAGCACCCCAGGACGGCACCUCGAGGCGGGAUAUCCCCGACUCGCGGACGCGGUGGUGGCCCGGCCCCCAUCCUGCCACAACGAGCACCCCGAAGGCAUCCACCCUCUUGCUCCACGCGGGCACACCGGGCUCCCUCCCUCGCACUCGUGGCUGAGAGUCAGUGACCACCCCUGGCAGGGUGGCCGCGACCCCGAGGAGGCCACGGCAGCCCGGCAGCGAAGGGCACCGCGAUCCCCGCAGCCCCUCGGAAAGGCGGAGGGAGGCGGCUCCCGGGCCCCGUCGAGAACAAAGUUAGCAGCGCGCCAGCGCUCACGCCCGGUGCCAUCUGCUCGGGCAGAGCUGGGCUGGGGGCUGCCGGGGGAGCCGCCCGCCCCGACUGUGCUCCCACCCCGCCGCCGGCUCCGUCCCGGCACCCCCAGCUCCCCCGAAACCCCUUCCCCGCCGCUCCCCCGGGAGCGGGGUCACCGCUGGCCCCGCCGCACCGGCAGCCCCUUUGGAAGGCCGACCCCGACCCCAAACCCGACCCGAGCUCGGCUCCCGGAUCUCCAGGAAGGCGACACGCGGCAGAGCGAGCGGCGCAUCCCGGAGCGCUCCGACGGGGCGCCCCGCCGUGCAGCACCCCGGGAAGGCACCGCGGCCACCGGCCCCGGGCAGCGCACCCCGGGCCGCGGCCCCCGCCGCAGAGCCCCGCCGGUGCCGGCGUCGGUGCGGGUACGGAGCUGUGGCUUUAAGAGCGGCCGCUCCGGGGCCAUGUGCUCGGCGCCAAACAAAAGCAAUAACAAAGGCGGCCGCCGGGCCCCGCCGCCGCCGCCCGGGGCAGGUGCCGCCGAAGGUCCGGGGGGCGGCCCCCGCCCCCGCCCCGCUCACGCCCCCCCCCGGCCCGCACGUACCUGCAGCGAUGGCCUGGGCCGCCGCUCCGGUGCCGCCGCGGCGCCCCCGCCCCCUCCCUCCCGCCGCUCUUUGUUCGCCGACGCCGGGCCGGGCCUGCCCCCCCGCCGGCCCGCCGCCGGCCCUCCCUCCUCCCCUCCCGCCCGCCUCCCGCCGGGCCGGCCCCUCCCCGCCGCCGCUGUUUCCGGUGCCUCUUUGUUGUGCGCGGCGCGGGGCGGCCGCGGCAGGGCCCCAGCUCCGUGA